AUGUUACACUAAAAAAAGACUCUAAAUUUCUGUGAUCAGUUCCAACUGUUCUAAGACAUAAAUUUCAAAGUUAUCCCAAUAACUAAAGUAAAUCAAUCUAAUUAUGAUCUCCUAGAAAGAAAAAAGAUAAUAUCAUCGGUAUUUUGAAGAUGAAUCUAAUUAAUCAAUUGCCGAGGAUAUCUUUCAAUAGAUGGGAAACACUAUUGAUGAGAAAGAACCAUUAAAAUUAAACAUAAAUUCAAAUGGAAAUGAUAAUUGGAAAACCUUUUAUGCUUUUCGAUUGAAUUAACUAAAACCAAUUAGAUUAGAUUUAAACCAUAAUGAAUUAACAUAAUUAAUUUCAGAAGAAUGGAAGAAAAUUAAAAUUAAAAAUAUAAAAAAAAGUGAUAUCAUUCCAAUUUAAAAGAUUAAUCGUUAGAAAAUAGCUAAAGGUAAAAAUUAGUAACCAAAAUUCAGUCAUUAAAAAAAAUAAUUAUUACAAAAUGAGAAUUAAUCUUCAAACAAUAAAUUUUUAGAAAAUAUUAAAGAAACUUCAUUUAAAAUAAUAAUCAAUGGAAAAAGUUAUGAACUAUUAGGAGAUACUUUGGUAAAAGCUAUUUAAAAUAAAACUAAUGAGAUUUUCUUAUAAGAUAAUGAAAAUGAAUCAAUUUGUUUUGAAUCAUCAAGUGAUUACUAUAGUCACACUUUCAUGACUGAAAAGGAUGAUGAUAAUUUAGUGAUCGAAAAUAAACUAAAUUCAUUUUUGUGA
Messenger RNA from Paramecium sonneborni, 748 nucleotides. The record is from the annotation of a GenBank genome assembly. Lineage: Eukaryota; Ciliophora; Oligohymenophorea; Peniculida; Parameciidae.